AUGGCACCCACACUCGUUCCCAGUCCUCGAAAUAUCGAUAUCCUCCGCUCGCUCAUCACAGAAGAACCUAUCAAGAAACAAAUACUGCGGAAUGCGAGGAGAGCGGCAGUCGCAGCAGGACCUGGUGCCGCGCACCACCUGCUUCGACGGAGUCUGAGCGUAAACGAUGCCCAGAAGGUGACACUGGGCGUUAUCGCCGUCUAUAUUGUUGUUAUUGCGUUGCUCUGGAAUUUACCGUAUAUACGCUGGUCGUUAUGGCCCUUCAAAAUGCUCGUUAUAGCCUUCCACGAAUUCGGACACGCUAUCACGGCUUGUUGCACAGGCGGAAAAGUCGAAUCCAUAUCGCUUGAUCCAAGAGAGGGGGGUGUUACCCACAUGCGGGGAGGGAUCAGUGCUGUUACACUGCCGGCCGGGUACCUUGGCUCCUCACUCAUCGGCGCCCUUUUGAUAUUCUGCGGCUUUGAUAUUGUAGCAAGCAAGGUUGCGAGCAUAGUUCUGGGGGUCUGCUUCUUGCUCACACUGUGGUGGGCAAGGAGAGACUGGCUUACGAUCGUCACUGUCCUACUGGCGGUUGGGUUGCUGAUUGCAUGUUGGUUCAUCGCUCAUGCGGAGGCGCUGAAAUAUGUGGUGCUUUUCAUAGGCGUCAUGUCUGCCCUCUACAGUGUUUGGGACAUUUGCGACGACCUCAUCCUGCGAAAAGUCAAUACCUCCGAUGCCUACGUCUUCGCCGAAAGAUAUGGGGGCUCCUCACAAUGCUGGGGUGUAAUCUGGUCCAUUGUAUCCCUCCUUUUCAUGGUUGGGGGCAUUCUCGCUGGAAUUGCCGCGUUCCCGGAAUCUGCUACUCAGCAAAAAGAUGACUCGAAAAAGUUCAUUCCAACUUAG
Molecule: messenger RNA, 882 nt
Organism: Lachnellula hyalina
Lineage: Eukaryota; Fungi; Ascomycota; Leotiomycetes; Helotiales; Lachnaceae
Exons: 4
Coding region: 1-882 (293 amino acids)
Biological process (GO): proteolysis
Molecular function (GO): ATP binding; metalloendopeptidase activity; ATP-dependent peptidase activity
Source: RefSeq, a predicted model, not a curated record